AUCUGCCUCCCUCCACCAGGCUGCCCUUCUCUGGCUUCUUCCUCCUGAUCCAAGUUCUCUACAUUCAUCUCUCUGCCUCCAGGACUGGUAUAAGAGCUGAGCUCAGGUGAGCUGGCUCCUCCUGUCUUGUCUCAGCGGCUGCCAACAGAUCAUGAGCCAUCAGCUCCUCUGGGGCCAGCUGUAGGACAACAGAACUCUCACCAAAGGACCAGACACAGUGGGCACCAUGGGACAGUGUCGCUCAGCCAACGCAGAGGAUGCUCAGGAAUUCAGUGAUGUGGAGAGGGCCAUUGAGACCCUCAUCAAGAACUUCCACCAGUACUCUGUGGAGGGUGGGAAGGAGACGCUGACCCCUUCUGAGCUACGGGACCUGGUCACCCAGCAGCUGCCCCACCUCAUGCCGAGCAACUGUGGCCUGGAAGAGAAAAUUGCCAACCUGGGCAGCUGCAAUGACUCUAAACUGGAGUUCAGGAGUUUCUGGGAGCUGAUUGGAGAAGCGGCCAAGAGUGUGAAGCUGGAGAGGCCUGUCCGGGGGCGCUGAGAACUCCCUCUGGAAUUCUUGGGGGGUGUUGGGGAGAGACUGUGGGCCUGGAAAUAAAACUCCUCUCCUCUACCA
Molecule: messenger RNA, 616 nt
Organism: Gorilla gorilla gorilla (western lowland gorilla)
Lineage: Eukaryota; Metazoa; Chordata; Mammalia; Primates; Hominidae
Gene: S100A14
Product: S100 calcium binding protein A14
Exons: 5
Coding region: 227-541 (104 amino acids)
Biological process (GO): response to lipopolysaccharide; positive regulation of monocyte chemotaxis; positive regulation of granulocyte chemotaxis
Cellular component (GO): perinuclear region of cytoplasm
Molecular function (GO): chemokine receptor binding; calcium-dependent protein binding; calcium ion binding
Source: RefSeq, a predicted model, not a curated record